Molecule: messenger RNA, 3226 nt
Organism: Mizuhopecten yessoensis (Yesso scallop)
Lineage: Eukaryota; Metazoa; Mollusca; Bivalvia; Pectinida; Pectinidae
Product: succinate--hydroxymethylglutarate CoA-transferase-like
Exons: 14
Coding region: 131-1453 (440 amino acids)
Molecular function (GO): catalytic activity
Source: RefSeq, a predicted model, not a curated record
UUUUAGAGUUACGUUGUCUUCUUACCACAGGCGCUUUAAUGUUGUUUUUGUUGCAAACAAACGUUCAAUUGACUGAAAGAUUAUAAAGGGAGAUCAGUCUCAUUUGUUUACGUGACUGAAGGUUUCGGCAAUGGCAGCAUUAAUAAACAGAUCAUUUGUUCGAAUUUGUAUUUGCAACAAAUUUAAACAACGAAGACCCCAAUGCAGUUUUACAACACACUCUCCAAAUGUGAACGCUGCAGUACAAAAACAAAACUCCUCCAUUGGGCCUCUGGAUGGAAUCCGAGUUCUCGACUUGACAAGGGUACUGGCAGGACCGUACUGUACUAUGAUCCUGGCUGAUCUAGGUGCUGAUGUUAUCAAGGUAGAGAGACCUGGGGUCGGUGAUGACACCAGAUCCUGGGGGCCACCAUUUUGUGGAUCAGAGAGUGCUUACUUCCUCUCUGUCAACAGGAACAAAAAGAGUAUUGCUAUUGACCUUAAACAGAAGGAUGGUCAAGAAAUUGUCCAGAAGUUGGUGAGGCAGUGUGAUGUGCUGGUAGAGAAUUACAUUCCUGGGAAGCUGGACAAGAUGGGUCUAGGAUACAGCCAGUUGGCAGCCACCCAUCCAAGCCUCAUCUACUGUUCUAUUUCAGGAUAUGGUCAGACGGGGCCCUAUCAGCAGCGAGCAGGAUAUGACAUCAUAGCCGCAGGACUCGGAGGAUUACUUCACAUUACAGGGCCGAUGGAUGGAGAGCCCUGUAAAGUAGGCGUGGCUAUGACAGACCUAUCUACCGGACUGUAUGCUCAUGGGGCAAUCAUGGCUGCUAUUCUACAGAGACAGCGUACGGGCAAAGGUCAACACAUAGACUGUGACCUUGUGUCAACACAGGUGGCCUCCUUGGUAAAUCUGGGCUCCAACUAUUUAAAUGCAGGACAAGAGGCUCGGCGGUAUGGUACAGCACAUCAGAGUAUUGUCCCCUACCAGGCAUUCCAGACGAGGGACAGCUAUAUCAUGGUGGGAGGUUGUAACAACCAACAGUUCUCCUCCCUUUGUCAGAUGCUGGAACUUGAUCACCUGUCAGAUGAUGUUAAGUUUGUUAGUAAUGAAAGUCGUGUGAAUAAUAGAGAGGAGCUGCUAGCUAUGUUGUCAGACAAGUUCCUGAGCAAAACCACAGAAGAAUGGCUUGUUGUAUUUGAUGGAUCAGGUUUACCAUAUGGACCCAUCAACAAUAUGGAGAAUGUCUUUUCUGAUCCACAGGUUCUCCACAACCAGAUGGUCCAGACAAUGGAACACCCCACAGCUGGUCAGAUAAAACUUCCAGGUCCAGCCGUCCGGUACAGCCAGUACGAACGCCCUCAGGCCUCGGCUCCACCCACCCUGGGACAACACACAAAUGUUGUGUUACAGGGCAUGCUGGGAUUAGAUGAUGUGUCUCUGAAGAAACUCCGGAAAAAUUCUGUGAUAGAAUGAUGCAUCGGUUGUGAAGGACAUUUGUUGAUGUACUAUUUACAUAUCCAAGUAUUUUACAAACAGAAGCUGUGAACACAAAAAAAUCAUAAUAUAUCCUGGAUAAAUACUCUAGUCAAUAGCUAGGCAGCACUCAAUAACAGACAUUUAUCCAGGAGUCUGCAGCUUUAUAUUUGUCCUAAUCAGAUAGUUAUGCUAGGAUAAUAAGAUGUACUGUGAUAUGGUUGUAAUAACCAGGUGCUACUGUGAUAAUACUUCAAUGUGAUUUAAUUACCAAAUUUAUUCUAUUAAAUGCCUCUAGGUCUCAAUAUUUCGAUCCCAAAAACAGGACUAGUUGAUUGUAACAUUUUACUAUAGAGUGAAGAAAAGAGUGCUUCGUUCUGAAAUGUAUAAAGGGCUGGCAAUAUCCAGGUGUAUAACCUAGGUCCUGUGUGAGGCGGUAGUCAGUAUCCUAAAAUAGUAACUUUAACCCUGUAACUUACUGAAUAGCAUGGGCACAUAUCAAUUUUGUUCAAAUGUUACACGAAUGAAAUAAGAGCAAUCUUCAAACAAAGAUCCACAAGAUGCACAGUAAUGAUAAUUAGCCUGUAGUAACUGAUUAAAUGCUGUGAAGUUUCAUUAAAAUAAAUUUGAUCUGCAUUUAACUCAAUUUGAAGGUAUGAGAUAUGAGAUGUGUGUGCCAACAGAAUGGAAAAAUUGAUGAAUAUGGGCUUAUUGAGUGUCUUGUUACAGGUUGUGUGUUUAAUAAUAUAAAUGUGGUAUGUUUGUAAUUUAUUUAAUAAAAAAAAUAUGGAAUAUUACUAUUUCUUGUUUGUUAAAUGGAUAUUAUGAAAAUAUACAAAUAUUGAGCAUAUAUAUAUUUUAAAAUUUUAAAAUGGUAUCAGUCCAGAUUAAAGUUUAUUUUUUAAGGAGACAGGGUACCACUUCGUUAUUAGAGAGAAUGUCAAUUCAGUAAUGUUUUUUAUCCAGCAGUAAUCAGAAUUUACUAUGUAUCACUGCCCCCAGCUUUGGUUAAAACUAGAAAAGUUUUUCUCAAGGUACGAGCUGGACAGAAAAAGUACACUUUCAUGUUGAACAUUUCUUUACUGAGGUCUCUGUGCCAGGUGUUGAUUAUGGUCCCCGGUAAAGGUUUGGUGCAUGGAUAUUUGCAUAAAGAUAAAACUGGGAUGGUCAUAUUGUGUGAAUGUGUACAUUAAUGUUACAGAUUUAAUGAUCAGUAUAGUUCUUCAGACCUCAUUUCAAGUUAUAAGAAACAUUAUUUUAAGCUAGAUCUCAAAUUGUGGUAACCUAGAUUUCAAUAUCAGUAUUAAACAUGAUAAUUGUCAUUAUAGAAUCUUUUGUGUAAGGUAGACCAAAAUCUAAUCCAGGUUAUUGGUAUAAUUUAUUGAAAAGUAUUGAAAUUCAUUUCUGUCUCAAAUUUCCUUCUCUUUUAAUAAUAAUAAUAAUAAUACUGGAUGCAGGCAAUAUGCCUAUAUAUCCAGAUCUGGAACAUCGUCAGACACUAUGCUGAUGUCCCGGCAAUGAAUAAGUUCAUUAUUGUCUAUCUCAUGGUUAUAGAAACAAUCAGGUUGUCCCCAAUACUUAUCCAGACGGGAUUCAAAUGUUUGUGAAUCAAUAUGUAUUUGUUGACAAAUUAUGAAGUAUUAUUGAUUAUAUCACAAAGUUUUACUUGUUAUUACUGUGUAGAAAAGAAAUGGAAAAUAUUGUUUAGGUUUUUAAAAUACUAGAUAUUACUGUGUGUUUUAAAUUAGUGUUUACUCAGGAAAAUAAAAAAAU